AUGAAUGAGAAAGGCGAGAAACAGGAGGUCGAGACCAGUGAGGUAAGCGCCAUAUGGGACGCCACGCCCGAUGACAAGGCGACAGUAGAUGGUACAGUACAUGUAGCGACCGAUGGUGUGGGUGGAAGAUGCGCUAGUAAAAAGGAGAGGGUUAUAAUGAUAUCAGCAUUUCUUACUGGGAUUGAACAAGAGAGUUAUGUAUUGAGAACAGAGUCACCCUCUUUUCUCCAAAGUGGUACCCCCACUCAGGUCAGUGCCAUUCAUGAAAGCCAAACGUGCGCUCCUUUGUCGGCAGAAAAUACUAGUAAGGAGGAGGAAGGGAAAGAUGGGAACGAAGAGGUGAUACUAACGAGAGAUGAAAUCAUGGAAAAGACGUCCGACUUAGUUGACACCGAAAUCACCUGUGCGUAUUCAACUUGUCAAGUCACUCCUGCUUUGAGUCACAGCUCAGCGUCUACGAGGCCCCUUACUUUGUCGGUAGUCCUAGAACUACCCAAAGAUGAGGAAGAAGAAGAGGAGAAUGUGGCUGAUGAGGUACGAAUGGGCAGUCUUGAAAAUCUUGCGUCCACUUCCUUCGAACUCACAACCAUCGGUGCAUUUAAGCUGAGUGACGGUUCACCCAUUCAAAUCAUGCUCUCUGGAGGAAGUGUGAUCAAACACAAUCAAACUCUGUUAGAAAUGCAAAGAUAUCUGUUGCAUGAAAAGGCGAGCACAUUUUCAGCUAGCGACACUAUCAAGAAGUAUCUGGAAAACACGGGAAUCUCCAAAUUUACGGUGCAGACUCUUUCUAAUCACGAGGAGGAAGAAAGAAGAGGAAGUGGAGAAACGGUGCAAAGAUCUGACUCGCAGGUACGGGCCGCGAGUGCGAUGUCGCCAAUAGAAAGUGAGGUCAGCACAAGGAGGGAAUCGAGAAAAACGUGCACUUUUAGGGUCAGUGAAGGGGCUCCACUCAUGCUCAAACAGCUGCGUCAAAGUCAAUGUAAACGGCGGAAGAUUAUGUGGGAAAAGCAUAGACGCUAUGUCCGGGAGGAGGCGGGAUCUUUUCUUGAAGGAUGCCGAUGUCGACCAAUUGUACUGGUGGACGACGAAGCAGACUGCAGCGCCAUUGUGCAUAUGAUUGGAAAGACAACGGAGUCCACGGUGGGCUACUUCUCUCUGCGUCAGGACGCACCACCGCCGGUAACAACAAUCUGUCACAGUUGCUUUAAGCGUAGACAAAUUGUGUGGAGUAAGUAUCGACGUCAACUAUCUGAGGAGGCUGAGACAUUUUUGACCGAAAAGCUGACUCACCGAGACGAUAAACAGUCAAUGAGUCUGGUUAGCCUUCCUCAUCUCCUCCCUUCUCUUAACGCCCCAGCUUCCGUCGAAUCGAUCGACAUCGGUCCAGCACGCAUCCUCAUUACUUCCAACCGGCGCGAGGAUGGUGGCGUGGUAGCUCACAUUGUCACCGAGUUUCCUCUCAAUCCAGUGCCUUCCGAUAAUUCCAAGAACCUUCAGUUCGUCUUUGACGUUGCUAUGCCCGAAGAACCUAUUUAA
Molecule: messenger RNA, 1536 nt
Organism: Hydatigera taeniaeformis
Lineage: Eukaryota; Metazoa; Platyhelminthes; Cestoda; Cyclophyllidea; Taeniidae
Source: the annotation of a GenBank genome assembly